This is a messenger RNA of Talaromyces rugulosus, 402 nucleotides long. RefSeq lists its product as uncharacterized. The transcript has a single exon. The coding region runs from base 1 to 402 and encodes 133 amino acids. The record is from RefSeq and is a predicted model, not a curated record. NCBI's taxonomy places the organism in Eukaryota, Fungi, Ascomycota, Eurotiomycetes, Eurotiales, Trichocomaceae.
AUGAAGUUUAUCAAUGCCAUUACUGCCUUCGGCCUUAUUACCAUGGCUGCGGCCGCCUCCCAGGCUGAGGCUCUCUGCGGUGACCUCGGCGUGAUGAACGUCGCUGAACUGGACGUGCCUGCGGGCGUCGACCCCACCGCGAUUCGCACAUGCAAGGAGCACCCUGAAGGUGCUAUUAAGCAAAGCCUCGAUAAGCGCACCUGCUGGCAUGGUUCUCCCGUGGGCUGCAGCAAGAACGGAUACUGCUACAAAUCCUGCGGCGCGUCCGGAUCUGGCGAGUGGUGCUGGACCGCCUUGAAUGGUGGACUUGGAGACUGGAAAGUGUGCAACGGCGAUGAAGACUGCUCUAGCAACGACGACUGUGGUGCUGGAAACUGUGACUCGUGUGGAUGCAGCUGCUAA